Molecule: messenger RNA, 2942 nt
Organism: Pelmatolapia mariae (spotted tilapia)
Lineage: Eukaryota; Metazoa; Chordata; Actinopteri; Cichliformes; Cichlidae
Product: mitochondrial carrier homolog 1-like
Exons: 13
Coding region: 1290-2081 (263 amino acids)
Biological process (GO): positive regulation of apoptotic process
Cellular component (GO): membrane; mitochondrion
Source: RefSeq, a predicted model, not a curated record
UUUCUGGAUAUCAGCCACCUCCUUUAUCUGCUGGUGGUACAUACCGUGCUGGGGCCUGUCCUUCCAUGAUUUUAUGAGAGAGAUAAUCUCUGAAUAAUGCUUAGAAUAAUACUUAAAUCUAUUAGCCAGAACUAACCAACCAAGUCGGUGAUGCCAUGUGGCACAAGAUGGCGCUAAACGUGUUCUGCUUUUGAAAGCAGGUCUCCAUAGUGUAAAUGAACCUUUACUCUUGUAGUGUUUCAUGUCCACUUUAAUUAAAGCAAUGUGAUUUGUUUGGGGCCUCUUUAAUGAAGCCAGAAUUUCCAGUUCUUAAACAUAAAACGGCUUCGAUCCACUGCAGAUGCUUGUGAUGGACGACCUGUCCAACGUGCACCUUGGGCGUCACUCUGUGACAGCUGGGUUGAACUGCGUGGACUGAUCAAUUUGUGUCACAUCUGUAGUUUGAGGAUGUGCUUUCAGAGUUUUUACUGUGUUUUACUUUAUUCAAAUCAAGGUUGGUGAUUCCAUAACUUUUGAUAGGACUGUAGACUGUACACCUCACAGUCAUUAGAUUUCAGCGAUCGCCUGUGAAAUGUUUUUGGACUCAUGUGCCAGAACAGCUCUCUUCACCAUCUGUAUUUAAGAUUUAUUUAAGGUUUUUUCAGUGCAGACUUUAAUGUGAACAUGCUGUUCUAGCACACUGAGGUCCAAAAACGUGGAAAUUUUACACUGAUUUUUCUUCUAGCUUGUCAUCUGUAAACCACAUCGCUUAACAUGAUUGGUCCUUUAUCGUGAUUUUUGCCUCUAAAUAACAGCAAAACAAAUUUAGUUGUUCUACACUUUAUCUAGUUAUUGAUGAUUCUGCUUUAAUCGUCUUUCAGGCGUCAGAGCAGAUGACGUUGAAGGAGACAUGAAUCUGCUGGUUCAGGAUAAAUGUAGAUUCAGUAAAAUCAUAAUUCAUGUUGGCAGUAAUGACACCUGAUCACAUCAAUUGGAGGUCACUACAAUGAAUAUUGAAUUGGUGUGUAACUUUGCAAAGCAGUGUCAAACUGUGGUUUUUUUCUGAUUAAAUCACUUGAAUUAGAUUAUCUAAUGAACCCACUCUGAGCUAAUGCUGAGUUUUCAGAUCUUGUGAGGAAGAAGGUUGGAGAGACAGUGAGCACAACUGGAUCUGAAGAUGUACUCAUCCUUUUGUUCCGUGUUGAUUGGAAAUCCAGAUCCUAACCCAAACCCGGAUUCUUUCAUCUAACACCGGAAAAAUAAGCAAAAGGGUGGGACAUGAGCCUCUUCCCCCGACUGUGGGCACAACUAUGUUUGGAAGGAGAGUUUUAUACCUGCCUGGCUUCUUCUCUUAUGCGCAGCAUAUUGUGAAGGUGGAUGGAAAGAGAGGACUUCUUCGCGGCCUCUCACCACGUAUUGUAUCCAGUGCCAUCUCUACUGUGGUGAGGAGCAAAGUUAAACAGCAGAUAGAUGUCCUGUUUAAGAACGGCGACCAGCAGAAUUCACUCAGGAAAGUGGUCAAAGAGACCUCACAUGAGAUGAUCAUCCAGUGCCUGUCCAGAGUAGCCACCCAUCCUUUUCAUGUUAUGUCGGUACGCUGCAUGGCUCAGUUUGUUGGCAGAGAAGUCAAGUAUGGUGGGAUGCUCAGCUGUAUGGUCAAGAUUUUCAAGGAGGAAGGAGUUGCUGGCUUCUAUGUUGGUCUCAUACCGCAUGUCCUGGGAGAGGUUCUGUUUCUGUGGUGUUGUAAUCUCCUGGCUCACUUUAUUAACACCUAUGCUGUGGAUGAAAGUCAUUCAAAUAUUUGGCGUCUGGCGGACUGUGAGCCCGUGGAUUCGAAUUACAUCUUCAGUCAGGCCUCUGCAGUGAGAAGCUACACUAAAUUUGUGAUGGGCAUUGCAGUAAGUGUCCUUACAUAUCCAUUCAUGCUGGUUGCUGAUCUUAUGGUGGUAAACAAUUGUGGACUGGCUGCAGGACUUCCUCCUCUGUCGCCCGUCUUUAGCUCCUGGCUGCACUGCUGGAAUCACCUGAGCAACAAGGGUCACCUCUUUAGAGGAUCCAGUUUCUUUUUCCGCCGAGUGCCCUUGACCUCCAUCGAGGACUAACAUGGUCAUCGCCACCACCUGCUGCGAUGUUCUUCACCUCCUGCUCAGAAACAUUUUCCAAAGAUAUUGAUCCCUUCCUUUGUCAUCAGCCUGCUGUAUCCAUCCGGACAGCCACGUGUAGCUGAAGCAGCAGAACCUUUUUUGAAGUAUGAGAAGCACAUUCAUUGUUAUGAUUACACCAGCUUCUACUCCUUUCCUCCCUGCUUCCAAACAAUGCACCAACCAUGGGCACCGUUUUGUUGCUGAGGCUCACAAGGACAUUUUACAAAUGAUUCUCACAUGAAAUGAUUUAUUUGACUGACUUGCAGUGAGAACAGUACUUCCAAAUUGCACCAAUAUGUUUGUUGGUACCUCUGCUAUAGUCUGCAGCACUUUAAAUAUGUCUGGUUGUUUUAAAACUUGUCAUUUUGCUUGAUUUUAGAUGUUAUUAAUCCUCUCCAGUGUUGCAGCUGAACAGAUGAUCUGUUUUCAGUUUCUUUGCAAUUAAAAACCUCUGUCUUUUUCUUGAUGUUGCUCUUGCAAACUGAGUAAAGAAGUAAUGCUAUUUUUUUAAGUAAAAAGUAUUUUCUUUAAAAGAGGUUGGAGAAAUGCAUGAAAGUCAAGAAGCUCAAGAUAUUAUAUAUGCCAGAGUCUAAUAAAAUGGAGAAGUAUGAUUUUGAAGUUUGUACAAUGUUUUCAUUUUCAUCAGUCAACCUUUAAACCUUCCACUCGAGUGGUUAAAAACCUGUUAACAGUCUGUUAGUUCUGAAAGCGUCCAUGUUCACUCGUGUGACUGAUAAAUGAAUUCUGCUUUAUGUUUGUGACUCCAGUGACAACCCCACCUGCCUGUUUUUAUUGAUAAAAAUAAAAUCUUUGCCACAA